Molecule: messenger RNA, 492 nt
Organism: Protopolystoma xenopodis
Lineage: Eukaryota; Metazoa; Platyhelminthes; Monogenea; Polystomatidea; Polystomatidae
Source: the annotation of a GenBank genome assembly
ACGGGUUUGACGGCCCUCCAUCUUUCUUCUAAAGAAAAUUUAUCAGAUAUUGUCAGAAAGCUUAUAUCGCAUGGUGCUCACAUUGAUGCUGUCACAAUGAAAGGCAACACUGCUCUUCACAUCGCAAGCCUUGCUGGUCAUUUCGACAUUGUAAAACAACUGAUAGAGGCUGGUGCAAAUGUUGACAAGCAGACUCUUGUUGGUUUUACUCCUUUAUAUAUGGCGGCCCAAGAAAAUCAUUUAGAUAUAGUACAUUAUCUUUUAAAUAAAGGAGCUAAUCAGUCACUUACUACGGAGGAUGGCUUUACACCAUUAGCUGUUGCUCUUCAGCAGGGUCAUGAUCUUGUUGUUGCAGCUUUAUUAGAACGCGAUUCACGUAGUAGAGGGGGUUUGCCCGCUCUUCAUAUUGCCGCCAAAAAAGAUGAUGUUAAUGCUGCCAGUCUCCUAUUGAAUAAUCCCGAAGUUAACGUUAAUCAUCAAUCACAGGUAUGA